CCAAAAACGCGAGGUGCUAGACGCCGGCCGCUGCGGGCUCCUUUCUUCCCCGCCGCCGACUGCCGCAACGCGGCAGGAGAGCCGCCGCCGCCGCCGCCGCUUCUUCGAAUCUCUCGGCCACACCGGCUGCUGGACUGGCCGUGUGGAGAACGGCGGCCAUUUCCGGCGGAGCGGGACCUGCAACCCUGCUGCUGUUUCUGCUUCAUGAAUGCCAGUGUGAGCUGAGGUUGCAUCUCAGCUACAGGUGCGCUUGGAUUGGAUUGGUUUAUCCCCCCCUCUUUUUUUUUUUGAGAUCUUUGAGCCUCAUCUUCAUACGAGAUAGGCGAAUACAAUUUAUACUGUGUCUGGGGAAAUACUCGUCGGAGAAAUGGAUGUAUGUAGACAUAUUUUGGUUCUAGAUACAUCCGUGGUGAAAUUGCGCUUGUUUUCAACUUCAACGGUGACUUAGUGCAAGUUGUUUGCAGGUGAAAAUUGUAGCUAGUGAUCACAUCGAUCUGUGGCCGUCGUUUUCACAUCCUUAGCUAGUGAUCCAGUGAUCACAUCUCACUAGUGAACAAAAUCGUGGCUGGCCAUCGCUAUCCUGUGUCAAGGAUGGUAGGUAGUGCACAUAUCAGGCCACCAAAAGAACAAACAAAAUGUGCCAUGGAUAUUCCAAUUUUGACAUGUUAGUAUGUUGCUGCUACACAAUUCAUUAAUAAUGUCUGUAAGCACAUUUCUUUUCCGGGUUCCGGUUCCUCCAUAACAAUGGCAUCAUUGGCAUGCCAUUGUUUAGAAGUAGUUCAAUACCGCACUCUUAUCUUAUUGGACAAGGUCAACUAGAUCUAGUAUAUAUAAGUGUAGUAUGACAAUGCGCUACAAGUCUGCAACCACCACCACCCCAACAACUCCAGCUCUAUAUCUCUAUCUAUCUUGCCAAUAAUUGAUUAUUGUUCGGUUGGUUGGCGUUUUCCUUUUCUGUUCAUCUUCUCCUCUCUCUCUCUAUAGCUUUCAGAUGGGGGCAGCAGCAGCAGCAGCAGCAGCAGCAGCAGCACUGGUUCUGGUCAUGGCUGGCCUCUUGGGAGCUGCAGCUGCCAGUGUAGGCGACAAGUGUUCGACGAGUGCCGGCUGCGGUGCCGGGCAGUGGUGCUUCGACUGCGAGCCGAAGCUCGCCGGCCCCCACUGCGCCCGCUCCACCGCCACCAACCCCUUCCAACUCGUUAAUAACUCGUUGCCAUUCAAUAAGUACGCCUACCUCACAACGCACAAUUCAUUCGCGAUUGCUGGGGAACCGUCGCACACCGGAAUUCCACGCAUCACCUUCGACAACCAGGAGGAUACAGUCACCGAUCAGUUAAAUAAUGGUGUUCGCGCGCUAAUGCUCGACACAUAUGACUUCAAAGGAGGUGUAUGGUUGUGCCAUUCCAGUGGAGGCAAAUGCAACGAUUUUACUGCAUUUGAACCGGCAUUGGACACAUUCAAGGAAAUUGAGGCGUUUCUUUCUGCCAACCCAUCUGAAAUCAUUACGUUGAUCCUGGAAGACUAUGUUCACGCGCCAAAUGGCCUGACGAACGUGUUCAAGGCCUCUGGUCUGCAAAAGUACUGGUUUCCAGUGUCAAAAAUGCCAAAGAAUGGUCAGGAGUGGCCUCUUGUCAGCGAAAUGGUCACAAGCAACCAGCGCCUCCUUGUGUUCACCUCUGCCAGAUCGAAGCAAGUCACAGAAGGAAUCGCGUACCAGUGGAAUUUCAUGGUUGAGAACAAUUAUGGCGACGAUGGAAUGGAUGCUGGCAAAUGCUCGAACCGUGCGGAGUCCGCGCCCCUCAACGACAAGACCAAGUCACUGGUCCUCAUGAACUACUUCCCAUCUGUCCCAAUGAAGCCGACUGCGUGUUUGCAGCACUCCAGGGGCCUCACUGGCAUGUCUAACACAUGCUACGGCUCAGCUGGAAACCGAUGGGCUAAUUUCAUCGCAGUUGAUUACUACAAGAGAAGCGAGGGAGGGGGCGCGUUCCAAGCCACCGAUCUGCUCAACGGCAUGCUCCUGUGUGGAUGCCAGGACGUCAAGGCUUGCCAGCGAGGAUCUAGUGUAGUAUGCUCUGCCUGAAUCCGGGAGAGCUAGGACAUGUAGCAACUGCACAUACAUAGAACAAGAGAAUUGGAGAUGCAUGGUGCGAUGAUUUAGUCUCAAGAUGAGACAAGACAUACUCUUUUUUUCUUUGUGGGUAGAAGAAAUAUAUACUUACGAUUCAGAUUCCCCGAAACCGAAAGUUGAAAAAUGAGUGGUUUCGGCAACGGAUAAAUGGUUAAAAUGUUGGGUAGUGCAUUACAACUGUGAACGUGAUUCGUCAACAUGCUGUGCUCUCGGAGACGUUGUAGUUGUGCCUGGUGGAAUAUUUGGCAUAGAUUGAUUACACAUCAAAUACUGUUGCUAUAUGUUAAUUAUUAAUGGUUUGUCAUUAUGGUUAUUUCUUUCAUA
Messenger RNA from Triticum aestivum (bread wheat), 2452 nucleotides. Its product is annotated as PI-PLC X domain-containing protein At5g67130. Gene Ontology annotation, molecular function: phosphoric diester hydrolase activity. The record is from RefSeq and is a predicted model, not a curated record. Lineage: Eukaryota; Viridiplantae; Streptophyta; Magnoliopsida; Poales; Poaceae. The transcript is spliced from 9 exons. Bases 992 to 2080 code for a protein of 362 amino acids. Gene Ontology annotation, biological process: lipid metabolic process.